UGGAGAGGAGAGAGGACACGCCCUCCCAUACGCCUCCCUCUCCAGAUCUCUCAUUCAUUCAUGUUUUUUUAUUUUUGUGUUCCUGUUUUUUUCAGUAGAGUCAUUCUGGCUUCCUUUUCCCUUCUCCCUUCCUCUCAGUCUCUCGACAAUCCAGUAGAUCUGUAUUGUAGUUGCCAAUCAACUUGUACUUUAUUUCUCCAGCCAUCUCCCAUCAGUUUGUUAUAGGUUGUUGGAAAUUCCACUCCUCCACUAGCAAAUCAUAUUCCGUUUUGUUUGUUUUUCCCGAUCCUUCUGUCAAAUGUCCUGUCCUCACCCGUUCCUCUACCUCCAAUCAUCCUUCUAGCAAGUAAAAGCAAUCGAUAAACCAACCCGUGAUUCGCCGUGAUCGCACUCCAGAUAUCCAAUCAUAGUACUGUUGGUGUUGCCGCCCCUCGCCCACCCAUGUGUUUGGUUUUGCUGUGGUGGUGACUUGCCGCCCACCUGCCUGCCUGCCCAGCCCUGCCGCGGGCCCCACAGCUGCUUGGGGGUGGGAUUGGCAUUAAGGAACACUGAGCCACUGGCUUCUUAUCUAUCACAUUGUCUCUGUGAUGGGACCUGAGAGGAGCAAAGCAACUCUCCUCAGGUUCACUUGGCAAAGGGGAAAAGAUCUGUUGAGUGAGCCAUUGCAUUUGUCUGUGGCUGUUUAAAGGUCUGUCAGGGCUCCAAACCAAUCAAUCACUCAUUAGAUUACUGAGCGGUAGUACUACUUCACUAUAAUCUAGUUCUAUGGUUUAAAUCUGUGGCACAAUGUAUUCUGUUUUAAAGCCUUUAGUGACCCCUACUGGCAGAAGUGUCAACUUUCAGUUAUUGUCUUCUAUUGCUGAAACCUGGCAAAAGUUCUUUCAAGAUAAACUUUGCUUGACAGUCUGCAUUUUUGGUCAACAAACCACAAUAAUUUAAGUCUCUUGGUGAGAAGGGCAUUCAAAAGUCUAUUAGUAUUAUCAUACUCUAAAUACAAUACAUUUUCAGUGUUUCACUGUGAGCCAUAACAUAGUCUACUGUAGUUUGAGGAACUAAUAAGAUAUUUCUUAAGUAGAAAUGCUGUUAGUAACUAAUGAUAUCCACCAUUGACAAUCACAGGAAUAUGCCUUUCUAUUUUCGAGACCAUGUUUAUAAGUGUUCUUAAAGAAAAUGUGAACGCAAGCCCUCCGAUGUGAACACUUUAAACAGCCAUGGACAAAAGAUGGCAGUAAUGCAACACAGUCUUAGUCAAGAGGCUCAGUGAAUGUCACCCUGCAUGUCACCUGCACACAGCACCAGUGCCCCUGCCCUACCCAGUAUGGAUGAUGUGUGGUGGGCCUGUUGUUAAUGUGUUGCAUUCCUCACUCAAAUUGAGGGACCAAUCACUAACCGUGCUAUAAUCUCACAUCAACAAAACCUGCAACCCGCCCCCGCUGAAUCCUAGCUUCAUUCCAAUCGGCCUGAUGAGAUCCAUUGCUAUUUACUGCCUUUGCUCUCCUCCUUUCAACACUCAUGUUUUCUGUUCACUCCUCUUUUUGGCUGCUAUGACUGUUCCUAAUUCUUCCCUGUCUCGGUCUCUCUAUCUCUCUUGUCUGUCUGCCAUGUCUCUGUCUGUCUGUGCCGCGUUUCUGUCUUGUCUGUCUGUGCCGUGUCUCUGUCUGUCUGUCUGUGCUAUGUCUCUAUCUCUCUGUCUGCCGUGCCUCUGUCUGCCGUGCCUCUGUCUGUCUGUCUGCCGUGCCUCUGUCUGUCUGUCUGCCGUGCCUCUGUCUGUCUGCCGUGCCUGUCUGUCUGCCGUGCCUGUCUGUCUGCCGUGCCUGUCUGUCUGCCGUGCCUGUCUGUCUGUCUGCCGUGCGUCUGUCUGCCGUGUCUGCCUGCCGUCUGUCUGUCUGUCCCGUGUGUCUGUCUGUCUGCCUGCCAGUGCCAUGUCUCUGUCUGUCUGCCGUGCCUCUGUCUGUCUGUCUGCCGUGCCUCUGUCUGUCUGUCUGCCGUGCCUCUGUCUGUCUGUCUGCCGUGCCUCUGUCUGUCUGCCGUGUCUGUCUGUCUGCCGUGCCUCUGUCUGUCUGUGUGCCAUGCCUCUGUCUGCCAGUCAUGUCUCUGUCUGUCUGCCAGUCAUGUCUCUGUCUGUCUGCCAGUCAUGUCUCUGUCUGUCUGCGUGCCAUGCCUGUCUGCCAGCCAUGUCUCUGUCUGCCUGCCAGUGCCAUGUCUCUGUCUGUGUGCCAUGCUUCUGUCUGCCAGUCAUGUCUCUGUCUGUCUGCCAUGCCUCUGUCUGCCAGUGCCAUGUCUCUGUCUGCCUGCCAGGGCCAUGUCUCUGUCUGCCUGCCAGUGCCAUGUCUCUGUCUGCCUGCCAGUGCCAUGUCUCUGGCUGUCCCGUCAAUCUGUCUGUGUGUCAGUGACAUUGUCUAAUGCUGCUGCUUCCCUCCGAGGCCAUGCCGUGGUUCAGGUAACCGGUUUCCACUUGAACCACUGGCUCCCUCUGUUUACCACAAUCCACUGGCAGCAUCAAGGUGAAGGGCAACCCAGCUCUCUGAUAGAUAAGAUAUCUAAAUGUUUUGAGACUGCUCAGAUUCCACCUCCUGCUCCACUUUAUUGUAAAAGAAUAUCAGCAAAAUCUAACUGAAUUGUUGGGGUAUUUGUGCUCGCCUUUUUUGAAUGAAAGGAACACAUUAUCCAUAGCUCUAGAAAGACCUUUGGUUGACUUACAUUACAUCUGAUGCCAAAGUACUGUUCUGUAUAAACUUAUAUUUGGCUUACUAAAAGAAUGAAAUCCACAAACCAUCAGAGGCCCUUUCUUUAGUGUUUGUUAUUGGAUGGUUCAUAAGGUGUUGUUUUAGCUCAGGGGACAGACCUUUGAUAAGUACCAACUUAUCAACUAGUCUGUAGACUGAGAGCCGGUUCUGCACCAGAAGAACUUGACCAUGCCAGUGGAGUCCUGCCUCGGUUCACACAAGUCAAUGUGGUUGUGUCUGCCAUGUUAUCCCCAGUUUCAUUCCAUUUAAAACAAAAUCAACAUGCAUUUGGAUUCUGGUUGUGCUUCCACACACACACACACACACACCAUUUGUUGGAACACAACCAUUCAGAUUCUAUUGGUGGGAGUUCUGGGUUAGUGUGAGACGCCAGCCCCAGCCCGCUGCUGGCAUGGCCCUGACAGACACACGGACACGUGAGCCUACUGAUUAAUGCCUACUGUGGGUCAGAGGUAGAGGUCACCUGUGAGUCAGUGAUGUUCGGUUAGAAGUAAGAAAUCCAGUUCGGACAUCAAAUCGGUCCUCAUUCAGGCCCCUGUGGCUUUGAUUAACUCCUACCUAUCAUCCAGGGUUUUUAACAGGCUUGAUGGCAGUUUACUUCGGGUGCUACAUGCCUUAAUGGUUGACCUCCACCUUUGAUCCCACACACUUGUUUCACAGACCCUGCUGCUUCAGGCGUGCCUUGGAAUGCACUAACGCUAUUCAGUCAGCUAAUCUAGUCCCAACGGCUUGUUUUGGUCUGUGGAAAAAUCUUGGUUUGUUGUAGAAUUUGAAGUUGACUGAGAAGUUGCUGGGUACAGAUAAAUCAAGUUAUAGCCUGGAUUGUGACUUGGCAACGAUUUACAGUUGACAGUGUUACGUCACAAUAACUUUACAUUGCCGUGCAGUACUCUUCGUGUACUGAUGCAGGUAAAUGAAUCCCAGUGGAUAAAUUGUUAAUAGACAGUGGUUCUAUACACAUUUUUGUACCCGGCAUCUUUUUAAAACACGCUUUGGGUUUACCAGCCAACAUGGUACUAAAACUAAAUGAAUUAUUAACUAAUGUGCUCUAUUUCCCCAAUGAAUGAAUUCAUACAGGAUUUAA
This is a messenger RNA of Oncorhynchus keta (chum salmon), 3831 nucleotides long. RefSeq names its product keratin-associated protein 5-4-like. Bases 1464 to 2393 code for a protein of 309 amino acids. The record is from RefSeq and is a predicted model, not a curated record. The transcript is spliced from 2 exons. NCBI's taxonomy places the organism in Eukaryota, Metazoa, Chordata, Actinopteri, Salmoniformes, Salmonidae.